AUGUCAAGGCCCAAGGAACCAGCCACCGCCGGCAGAAAAUGCCGAGUUAGGGUCAAUUUUGUGGAAGUCAAAAAGUUUAAAUACCCAACCGUCUAUUUUUACACCGUGGAAAUCUAUAACAAAAGAAGGCAACCCGCUCCAAAAAAAUAUCAUGAUUUGGUCAUUGCCGAAAUUUUAAAGACCAGGAAAUUGGGUGAUACCUUUCCUGCCUACUACGGAAAUCGCCUGUACUCUCAGAUUGACAUCCUGAGGGGGAAUAGUCAGAGGAAAGUGGAAGUUAAAAUGGAGGGGGAUCCGUUCUUCGUUGCAAUCAAGUAUACCGGAGAAAUUGACCUCAGAAACAUCGACCUAGGCUCGAACCAACCUUGGGACGAUAAGAUCCAGAAUACGUUGACAGUGCUCAAUGCAUAUAUUAACACAAAAUUGCGCCUUCAACCUAAAAAUAUAAGUCUCAGCAGUAAAUCGAACGCUAUUUUCCAAGUCGAGAAGGAUCUAAAGAAAAGAGAAUUCUUGAUUUACGGGAUUGAACUUUUGCACGGAUUUUUCCAAUCCGUGCGCCCAGGAUGGGAUAAACUGUUUUUAAAUGUCGAUACUUGUCAUACAACCUUCUAUCCUCACGGAGAUUUGUUCUCUUUACUUCCAAAGUUUCUAAAAGAAUCCAAUAGAGUACCGGAAAGAAUGAGCAAUGACCUGGAUAAGGGACUCUCACUCAGGGAUAUAAAAAAUUUAAGUUACCGUCUGAAGGGUAUCAAGUUCGCCACCAUGUACAACAAAAGGAAGUACACAAUUGACUCGAUCUCCAUGGAAUCUGCCAACGACUACAAAUUUAAAAAUGAAGAGGGCCAACUUAUCAGCGUCAGUGACUACUUCAGCCAAUGUGGCUUAACUUUGUCGCACCCUAAACUUCCCUGCGUUGUCGUCGUGAAAAAGGGUAAGGAUGGUCAGAAAAAAUCAUCCUACUUUCCGCUUGAAGUUUGUAAUCUCGUUCCCGGUCAGAAAUUUCCUGCAGAAAAUUUAACGCUAGCUCAAAAUGGCGACAUGAUAAGAAAAACUGCGAUUGAUCCAAAGACGCGAUUUGAAAAAAUUGACCGGGCACUUCGAGAAAUAUACGACCACGGAUCCAACGAAUACCUUAAAUCUAUUGAUUUGGAACCUGACCAAAAGCUCACUGAAAUGAUUGCCCGAAUUAUCGAGGGACCAAAUAUGGUGGCGGGUGGGCUAAACGGAAAGGAAGUAAAGGUCAUACCAAAGUUGGGAGUCUGGGAAGUCGAAAAGUUCAAAAAGGGUGCGUCUCUUCACAAUUGGUCUGUGGUGGUAUUUGAGGAUCCUAGAAAAUUGAAAAGUCAGGAUGUGAGAACUGCCAUGGGCAAAUUCAUCGAUACUCUCGUCGAAAAGGGAAUCGAGGUGACAAAUAAAGAACCAAAGAUUAGUUAUGCUCAGAUUCCAGUUAGAUUUGAGGAAGAUUGUGAAUUCGGAUAUAAUGAUGUUAAAAAUGCAUUUGAAGCAGGAUUUGCAAAUGCCAAAGUCAAAAAAGAUCGGAAACCACAAUUGGUUGUCUGCAUUCUCAACAAGAAAUCGGAAAGUCCGCAAGGAUUGUAUGCGACGAUAAAGGUGUUAUCUUUGUUAGAAUUUGGCGUACUCACUCAAUGCCUUCUGGCUUCGAAUUUGGAUCCGUCGGUCUAUCAGAAACUCGUACCCAAGCUCAACACCAAAUUGGGUGGUACCAACUCUUCUCUGGUUUCAGGCGAGAUUAAUUUCAAGUCUAAGAAGACGGCAAUGAUAAUGGGCGCUGAUGUAUAUCACCCCGGUAGAGAAGAAAAGAUGCAGGGUUUCCCCAGUGUUGCUUCGGUAUGCGCUUCAAUGGAUCCUGAUGCAGCACGAUAUAUUGCCCGUUAUAGAAUGAAUAAAUACCUAAAUAAUGAGACCAUCGAGACACUUAGUGAGAUGGUUGGCGAACUACUCGAGGAAUUUGAGAAACGAAACGGCUACCUUCCGGACCAUAUCAUCUUCUAUCGUGAUGGUGUGUCCGAAGUGCAGAUCAUAAAAAUAAUGGAAGAGGAGAUUGAAGUGUUGAAAGAGUUUCUUAAACAGCUCUAUGGAAAUCAGAAGUUGGAAGAGCCAAAACUGACUUUAUUGAUAUGUCAAAAACGGCACCACAUGAGGUCCAUCCCCGUUAAUAAAGAAGACGCACACCCUAAAACUGGCAAUUGCCUUACUGGCACCAUAAUUGACUCGUACAUUGUGAUGGAAAAUGAAUUUAGUUUCUGUAAGUGUGCGGUCUACGAUAAAUUCCUCCGAUGUUGA
Messenger RNA from Acaulospora colombiana, 2304 nucleotides. The record is from the annotation of a GenBank genome assembly. NCBI's taxonomy places the organism in Eukaryota, Fungi, Glomeromycota, Glomeromycetes, Diversisporales, Acaulosporaceae.